This is a messenger RNA of Sporisorium graminicola, 1923 nucleotides long. RefSeq lists its product as uncharacterized. The coding region runs from base 1 to 1923 and encodes 640 amino acids. Lineage: Eukaryota; Fungi; Basidiomycota; Ustilaginomycetes; Ustilaginales; Ustilaginaceae. The record is from RefSeq and is a predicted model, not a curated record. The transcript has a single exon.
AUGAGGGCCAUCUUUUCAAGCUUUAGUAGGCGCGUCAACGUUGAAAGGGGCCAAGACAGCAUCGACACCCAUCGCAAACCUUCAACUCCAAAUGCUGCUCACAUUCGAGCGACUUAUUCGGCCGUUGGUGCUACGGGUGGCGGCAUAGGCGAUGCUCCCGCCAAGCCUAUGGUCCACAGUACGACAGACGGAACUACUAGCAGCGCUUGGGCUUCCAAAUUCUCGAGUUCACCUGGAUUCACACCUCCUCACAGGCGCAGGGACGCAGAGCAAAACGAUGCCGAAACUGCGAUGUCGUCUCGUCCAUCGCACCCACCGUCGAGCUACAAACAGCCUUCGUCGAGGCAGCUCUUGAACACCAGCGCAGCUCGCGGACUCGUGCGCAAAUGGUCCAUCGCAGGCAAAAGGACUACUUCACCGUCCAACGUUCCUGUCUCGGGCUCUGAAGCCUCUGUCGCCAGCGCCUCUGCUCCCAGGCAGCUAUCGCCUCACCCUGAUCCUGGCCCUCUUGCUACCGCUCCAAUCUCAAACAACAAGACGCGCGACUCCAAGCAGAUCUCCGACUACAGCCCUCAUGACGAUACCAACGAUGUUAUGACCGCCAAUGGCGUAGCAAAAGCCGACAUCUCGGUCAUGACAUCGGCGGAACUGGCCUCGAGGCUCAACGAGCUAGCUGUGGCCAACGCCGAUGACCUCCUCACCGACAACGAGUAUCGCACUUUGCGGCAGGCUGUUUUCGACCAGAUGUUGCGAGCUGACAAGCAAUCCAUGGCAGCGCCUACCGACAGGGGGCUCACAGGCAUCGGCUUGCAAGGUCGAAACCAGCAACCUGACGCCGCGGCUGCGGGCAUCCCAACGAAUGGGAACGGAUAUUUGUCUGCAGAUCUGCCCAAGCCCGAAGCGAGCCGAUCCAGAUCUUCGCUCGGGCACGAAGAUCAACGGCCAAUUUCGAUCCACAGCGCACGCAGUGGCACGUCUUCGAGCUUCCAAAACGUCAGCCAGUUCUUCAAGAAUCGUCGUCAGAACAGUCAAGACUCGCACGUAGUGCAGGAACCGUCUACUCGUGACGCCGCAAUGCGAGCCGCUCCUUUCCGGCGCGACUCAGGAGGGCUAUCCUCGCAUCUCUCGAGUGGGGACAGUCACUCACAGCGGGCCUCGUCGUUCCGUACGCAGCACUCAUCGGCCGCCAAAUCAAUGUCGCGCAUGUCGACGCUAGGACGCUUGAGAACGGGCAGCCACUCAAGACGCGAGCAAGCAGAGGCCGCAGCGCGCGACAUGGAGGAGGCUUUCUCUGCAGAAAGAACCGCGCGCUCGCUUCGUGCCGUAUCGUUGUAUGACGGUGGCAGCGCUAGCAUCUCCAUUGUUGGCAGUGCCACCCACGACAGGUCUCCUACCUCUUCCCGCGCUGAGGUGGCGCCGACAACCAUGUUUGGGACCGAGUACGUCGACAAAACAUCUUCCGAGAUCCAAGCCGAGAUCGGCGUCGUGCUAGCAGAAGGCAACCGAAUGCUGGGCACCUUUACCGUUCUCGAAGAGGCACUACUAGCCAAGCAGACCUUUCUUGAACCGCUGGCUAUUAAACGGGUCAUCGAGUCGGCUCGAGACGCGCAUCCUCUAGCUUGCGUCUCUAGCCUUGCCGUACUUGAGCGCGAAGGUCAGGGUGUACGCAUCUCGCGACCACCGCCUCCCUCGUCCUACCGACCGCCUCUCACAGCCACAACCGCAAAGGCGGUGCCCUCCCCGUCUCACGACAGGGCUUAUCCGCCGGGAGAAGCCACGUCGUCCGCGGAAAUGGCUGCGAUGCAAGUCGAGCUUGCAAGCAUCUACGUACAGAAAGCUGCAGUUGUCAAACGAUAUCAGGAUCGACUGGCGUUCCUGCAAAGCAAGCUGCGAUCGGCGGCCAUUCGCGAAGGCCUCAGAUGA